This is a messenger RNA of Sinocyclocheilus grahami, 1994 nucleotides long. Its product is annotated as complement factor B-like. NCBI's taxonomy places the organism in Eukaryota, Metazoa, Chordata, Actinopteri, Cypriniformes, Cyprinidae. The transcript is spliced from 15 exons. Gene Ontology annotation, molecular function: serine-type endopeptidase activity. Gene Ontology annotation, biological process: complement activation; proteolysis; response to bacterium. Bases 90 to 1994 code for a protein of 634 amino acids. Gene Ontology annotation, cellular component: extracellular exosome; extracellular region. The record is from RefSeq and is a predicted model, not a curated record.
GGUCACUUCCUCUUGUUUACUUUGCUCUAUAAAUAUGUGUCCUUCUCUGGUUGUUGUUUCAUUUGCUGUGUGAACCUGACAAGAACAUCAUGGAGUGUGAACCAUGGAUGAAUCUAUUCCUGCUUGCCAUACUGUGUCCUCUUAUAACUGGUGCUCCGUCCUCUAUUUCGUGCCCCGAUGAGAAUCUCAGUAUUAGUGGAGGGAGUUUUUCUUUCUCAAAAGAUGGGAGCAUUGUAAGAUACAACUGUUCAGAAGGCUAUUACCCAGCCAUCAGGAUUCGUCACUGUAUCAGAGGAAAAUGGAACCCGUUGCCCAAAAGAAAACAACCAGAGUGCAAGAAAAUCACAUGUCCUGAUCCUCGUGGUUUCAAAAAUGGAGAGGUGUAUCCAUAUCAGAGGCAGUAUUUUGUGAACGACACAACCCACUACUCGUGUAAUUCUGGCUACGAUUUCCGUGGCUCGGGGACUCGAGUUUGCCAGGCGAAUGGGAAAUGGAGUGGAGGCACACCAGUCUGUGGAAGAAACUCUGAUCACUGUCCUGAUCCUGGGAUUCCCGCUGGCUCUACAAGAACAGGCCACAUGUUUAAUAUAGAUGACAAAGUCACGUACCGCUGUGAAAAUAAAUUGACUCUGAUUGGUUCCAAGGAGCGAGUCUGUCAGGAGAAUGGCCAGUGGUCAGGAACAGAGCCACAAUGUUACGCUGAUUUCACAUACGACAGCCCAGAGGAAGCAUCAGAGGGUUUCAGCAGUUCUCUAAAGUCAAAUCUAGCAGUUUCUCAACAGUAUGAAGGAACAGAUCAGUACGGAAAAAGAAUACGAGUGGGUAAUGGGGGGAAGCUUGAUAUCUACAUUGCUCUGGAUGUAUCUGACAGCAUAGACGAAGAGGACUUUGAAAAGGCAAAAGGUGUCAUCAAAACACUUAUAGAAAAGAUCAGUUAUUACGAAGUCUCCCCAAACUAUGAGAUCCUGAUUUUUGCCACAGAUGUUGCACGGAUAGUCUCCAUGAGGGACUUCAAAAGCGGGCAAAAAAACAAUCUGUUAGAAAUUCUUAAAAGACUGAAGGAUUAUGAAUAUAACAGUAAAGGUGAUAGAACAGGAACUAAUAUCGCCCAGGCCUAUAAGAGCAUUUUAGAAAGUAUGCAAAUAGAGCAGAUGAGGAAUAAAGAGGAAUUCAAGAAGACCCAACAUAUCGUCAUCAUGUUCUCUGAUGGUCAGGCCAACAUGGGUGGUAAUCCAAGAAAAUGGGUGGACCAGAUCAAAGAUCUUGUAAAACAAAACACUCCUUCAGAGGAGGAGGAAAACCUUGACCUGUAUGUGUUUGGAAUGGGAGAUGAUGUGAACUCUGAGGACAUUAAUGAUUUGAAGACUGACAGGGGCAACGAGAAGUUUUUCUUCAAGCUUAAGAACUUGGAUGAUUUGCAGGAGACAUUUGACGGCAUGAUUGAUGAGGGCACCAGUGUAACAUUAUGUGGACUUUACAGAGAUUACGAUGAUGGCACUGAUUCUCACAAACGUCAUCAAUACCCCUGGUUGGCAAAGAUCAGUGUGACUCGCAACAGUGGACAGAUUUCAAAUUGUGUGGGGUCAUUAGUCACCUCAAGCUUUAUCUUGACAGCGGCUCACUGCUUCAGGUUUGGUGAUACACCUGAUAGGAUAACUGUUGAUUUGGGUUCAGAUAUUAAAGGAAUAAAAGUGAAAGAUUACAUACCUCAUCCUAGCUAUGACGUUGCAGCAAAACAGAACAUGGGAAUACCUGAAUAUUAUGAAUUUGACGUGGCUCUUAUUCAGCUGGAGAACCCUGUAAUUAUGGAUCUUGCUCUUCGGCCAAUCUGCAUUCCCUGCACCAAGGAAACAAGUGGAGCUCUGAGACUUUCAGAUAGAGAAGGAACAUGCAGAAAACAUCGUGAGUUACAAACAGAUACACUCAAGCUCACAGAUGAGGAUCUGAAACACUCAUCUGAGAAUCAGUCGUAUGACCACAAACGACUCUCAUGA